AUGGAUCCAUCGGUAGCAGGCCUAUCUGAUCGGCACAUCGCUAUAAGGUUGUCAUUGCAGCGCCGCAGUGGAUGGCCAGACGAGGAUUGGUCGGGUAUUACCGACCAAAAGACACGCCGGAGGCUUCAAAAUCGCUUGAACCAAAGGGCUCGACGUCUUCACAAUAAAAACCAGCUAGAACAUACCGGAGAAAAAAUGACAAAGAAACGCAAUGCAGUCCCUUUUGAUAUACAAGAUAAACCAACUGCACUUGUCAUUGCCCCUCAAGCUACGAACCAUACACUAGCAAUUCCUACGAUCACUGAGAUCACUACUCUCGCGGAGAUUGACGACGUGCACCUACUGGACAUCAAUACCCUAGCGAACAAAGCAAGAAUGGCCCGAAUAGAAAAAAUAGCUCUUCAAUACUACUCUAUGGGCUCCCCGCGAACCGAUCUGUUACUCGACCUGUUCCAACUCAAUUUCACCAGAGCCAUACUCGAAAAUAUAAGGAUCUUGGGCCUCAAAUCCGAUCAGUUUCACGACGACGCAAACUCGCCAUUCAACACCAUUGGCCCCUGGCAAGAUGACACUCUUCACAGUCUUCCAAGAUAUCUCCAACCUACUACAAUACAGCGCUCUAUUCCACAUCACCCGUGGUUGGACCUAAUACCUGUUCCCCAAAUGAGAGAUAAUUUGAUUCUGGCUGGAGAAUUCGAGGAAGAAACGCAGCUUUGUCUGGAUAUGAAGGGCAGUGGGAGCACGCGAUCGGGCAAAGGAGGUAUUAUUGUUUGGAGUGAUCCUUGGGAUCCGGCAGGUUGGGAGGUUACGGAGGCUUUUGCUCAUUCUUGGGGCUGGGUUAUUAAAAAUUGUUAUGAUUUAGCGAAGUCUACGAAUCGAUGGCGGGCGAAGCGGAAUGAAAAGCCGCUAUUUCGAUUGACUUGA
Molecule: messenger RNA, 924 nt
Organism: Penicillium pulvis
Lineage: Eukaryota; Fungi; Ascomycota; Eurotiomycetes; Eurotiales; Aspergillaceae
Product: DUF3425 domain-containing protein
Exons: 2
Coding region: 1-924 (307 amino acids)
Source: RefSeq, a predicted model, not a curated record